Molecule: messenger RNA, 1383 nt
Organism: Saccharomycopsis crataegensis
Lineage: Eukaryota; Fungi; Ascomycota; Saccharomycetes; Ascoideales; Saccharomycopsidaceae
Exons: 1
Coding region: 1-1383 (460 amino acids)
Biological process (GO): carbohydrate metabolic process
Cellular component (GO): extracellular region
Molecular function (GO): chitinase activity
Source: RefSeq, a predicted model, not a curated record
AUGAAAUUCCAUCAGCAGCUUAUAUCAAUUGGCUUGACAUUACUUCUUCUUGUUCAAACGUCUGCUGCUACAAAGAUGUACAGUAAAGAUGGGAAGAAUGUCGCAGCGUACUGGGGUCAAGGUGACAAUCAAGAGUCAUUAGCCACGUACUGCAAACAAAAGAAUAUGGGGAUUGUGAUAAUCUCGUUUCUCAAUAAUUGGAACUCCACUGCUGUCAGUUACAACUUUGGUAAUGCUUGUGGAGGAAACACUUGUCCUCAGAUCGAAAAAGAUAUUAAAACUUGUCAGAAACUCGGGAUCAAGGUGUUCUUAUCACUUGGUGGAGAUGCUACGUUGGGGAGCUAUGGGGUCAGCACCGCUGAAGAGGGACGUGCUGCAGCCUCAGUGAUUUAUAAUACCUUCCAUCCAAAAGCUGAUCCCAGCGUCACAAAACCGUUCGGAAAAGCCGAAAUCGAUGGGUUUGAUUACGAUAUUGAGAAUAGUAAUUCCGGGGGUCUUGGAGCAAUGGUCGCUGAGCUUCGUACCCUUUGGACAUCCAAGACUUUACUCAUUAGUGCUACUCCACAAUGUCCUUAUCCAGAUAAAGGUACCAGUGCAUUAUUGACCGACACCAGUGCUAAAGUCGAUUUUGUGUUUGUUCAGUUUUAUAAUAAUCCUGAUUGCGCAUUAUCCAACGAUAACGGCUUCAACUCUUCAUGGGGUACCUGGUCGAACUUCACCAAAAAUGGUUCGGGAAACCCUAAUAAGAUGAAGAUCUUUAUUGGAGUGUGUACCGCGUGUGAUUCGGAAUAUAUUGUGGAUAUCAGAGAUGUCGAGAGUCGGACUGCAGAAAUGAGAAAUUUCGAGUAUUUUGGAGGGUUCACUCUAUGGGAAGUUUCUUCAGCAACGAAAAAAAUCACUAACGGAUUAAAUUACAUUUCUGGAUUGCAACGGAUCAUCAAGAACAAGAAAUUGCCAGUGGCCAAAACCGUCAACAAAGUUGUAGUCUUCAAUGAAGAUGUCGAUGAUACUAACAACACUGGUUUGUACACUGAUGAUAUUAUCAGUACUAGUUUCUAUACUGAUGAUGUUGCCACCAAUACAGCUGAUGAUAGCACUUAUUCUACCGCAGAUGUAUAUACUGAUGAUAGUGAUGCUGCUACCACUUCUUCUGAUGAUGGUAGUUAUUCCACCUCAGAGGUAUAUAGUGAUGCUGUUGUUGUUGUUAGCUCGACAUCCAUUCAAAGUAAUUUGACACAUGUGUACGAUAAGCGCAACAGAUUCAAUCCGGCCACCACCCUUCAGGAAUUAACCAUAUCAAGGAGACAAACCAUCGUUCAGCCAACUGGCUCAUCAAAAAACAGAAGAUUGUCCCCAAGACAUGCAAUCACCCUCUCUCCAUAA